Messenger RNA from Seminavis robusta, 6480 nucleotides. The record is from the annotation of a GenBank genome assembly. NCBI's taxonomy places the organism in Eukaryota, Bacillariophyta, Bacillariophyceae, Naviculales, Naviculaceae.
UCCGAGCGAGCAGGCUGCUUGAUGCAUCCAGUUCCCAACCGUCUGAUGCCUACCGCACUGGUACCGGUAUGGGGCAGCCAAAAGCAGUUUGGUGAUCUUCUUGAUCAGUCGAUUUGAGUGAGCUUGCUAAAAAUCCCCUUAGUUUUUCUGGCAGGCUCUGCAUACCAUACCGUACGGUACGGCAGAGAAAUGAAUGGAUACCAGUAGUACUUUCCUUUUUAUCUUAUGACUACUACUAGUGGUACAUGUAUUUGUAUGUAUACACCCUUGCUCAAUUCAUUGUAAUCCGUUGAUGUACGUACACCCUCUUUAAUGGUUGAUUGAUCCCUCGUUCUUCUUUUCUGGCUGGUUAGGCCAAGUCAGCGGUUACUUCUUGCAAUUCUCUGUUUACCGUCGACGCCAAGUUCUUCGUGUGCCUGGGGAUGUUCCUGACAAACUUGACAACCAUCCGACCCACUUCCUGGACGACCGUGUUGUCUUCUUCCUCACGCACCCGUUUCAAGAACGUCCGGACUCUUCGAAAGGGGGUUGGACGACGGGGUAGCCGUGCUUCUUGCAACGUCUUCUCGGUCUGUUGCAUAGUCUUCUUGUGCUUGCCAGUAUCUCGUCGUGCCGGAUGAGACGGCAUGAUGUGCUGGUCGACCAAGUGAUCGUGGAUUUGCCCGGCUACACUGACAACAAACGUGGACUCGUGGUGACUUGAUUGUUCCAACGAGGAAAUCGUGCCGACCACGACCAGCAAAAAGAUCACGAGCAGCCAACGCACAGUCGUCAUGGGAUUGCCUGUCUUGGUCUUGUCUUGGUAUUUCUCAAAAGCACUUACUGACCUGGACCUACUAGUGCUACAUGUAGUAGUACGUGUACAAGCAGUAACUCCAGUAGUAAAAGCUGGAGCCUUGGGUUCUUCUGGUUCUCUUGCAGUCAUGACCUCCUCUUCAGUUUCUGCAUUUACGCGAUGUAGCCCUUGUAGCUCUGCCAGCUGACGAGCACUUGACAUAGGUGGCACAGUGCAGGUAAUGCUGACACUUCUAGGGACUCCCCCAUGGCCACUGCUGUUGUGUGUACCCGUACCAGUGUCAGUACCCGUCCCAUGAUCCUCUUCUUCCAAACUAGCCGUACUUGAAAACACAUCUAGAAUGGGACCUUGCUUGCCUCCCACGGGAGCAAAUGGGUCACAAAACACUAACCCUUUCGGAAACAAUUCUUUCAAGAGGUUGCGACACGCUUCGUCUUGUCUCUCUGGCUGCUGCUGCUGUUGCCUGUUGCUCUCAUCCUCUCGACUCGUCACAAGACUAUCUUCAUAACUCGCAAUUGUACUCGUAGCACCCAUAGCACCCAACACACCGCCGGUAGGACCACCCACCGCUGCCGUCGACAUCGUCAACUCACUCUCACACUUUCGUUCUUAUUACUCUUUCUCACCCCAACAACAAAUUUGCAGGGUUGCUGGGUGCGUUGGAUUCUGGUGUCAACGGAUGAGAAUUCGUCACAGAACAUGUGAUGUCUUCUUUUGACUUAUGCCCUUUUAACAGCUUUCGCUUCUUUUUGCUGCUUUACUUUCAUUUGAUUGGUUCUCCAAUACCUUUGCGACAUACUUGAACGUGCUUUCUCGAGUGAUUAAUUAAGCCUGGUCGUUCUUUGUAAGAAUUGACACCACCUGUAGGGUUUGGGUUGUUUUCUUCACAAAAACUAUGCAAUGCAUCGUGGGGGUGCAAAGGAUGUGCCAGCUAGUAGACUACUGUCAUUACAAAUGCACUCAAUGGAUGGUGUCUGUUACUAUUAUUCUUUUUGUUAGAUACAUGGAAUAAUGCUGUUUUGAGGACAGGUAACUCCUUGAUAGGUUGUGUUGUACAGAGCUGCACGUUGACGAGAAAGAUCCAAAUAGGAUUGUCGGUUGUUGGAGGAUCGACUAGCUUGCAUGAGUUGACGACGUUCUUGGAGGCGUUUCAGGGUUUCUUCUCGCUUUCUGUUUUCUUCUUCUGGGUCGUCUUCGUUGCUACCAGUACUAAUUUCCUCUUGGGCUUGACACGGUGAAGGAGCACCUACUAGUACUAAGCCAGUGGCAAGUACGGCUGCAGAACCUUGAAUACCUUUGUGAAGGAUGACCCUGCGACGAUUCACACUGGGGUCUUCGUAAUUAUUGCCUCUAUUCUCCAACUUUGCAGUUGUCGAUUGUUUGUGUACGGGUAAGUUUGCUGGAAGAAGGUUCCACCCAUCGGCAAACCGAAACACACUGCAGAAGAGCAACGCCACGAGAGACGCUCGAGCAACAGCCAAAGGUGAACCAGUGAUCGUCUUCAUCGCGGCUCUUAUUAUCGACUGGUACGGUACGCACUCAGCUCAAACGAUUUGCUUUGCGAUGGAAGAUGUGGCUGUGGCAGCCCAAACUUUACUAAAACUCGGAUGAACCAAUGCUACCUGUCUUCAAUAAAUCAGCAGGCUGCAAUGUCAUGCAGUUACUGUAGUGUCAAAAUUGCUAAUAUUUGAGUCGUGUAUACUUAGCGAACAGAACAGCCAGGAAUGUACCAAAAUGGGCCGCGAUAAAACACGCGAUAACCAACGACGGAAUUUUACGUGCGGCAGUCACGAAUACAACUUUCACCAUCAGAAAUGGAAAAUAAAACAUACAUUUCGACCAUUUUAUCAAUACUGGAGUGAAAAAAGUAAAUGUCCAGUAGGUUUUACGAGACAUUCCACAAGACCAAACUAAGACGUGCAUCCUAUAGAGUCACAAAGUCGAUCGAUGACUGCUUUUUAGUCCCACCGACCAUCGAUGAUCAUUCUUCAAUAACCCAGCAACUCGAUCAUGGUACCAGGUACGUACAUUCAUACUAGCUACCGGUAGCAAGACUAUCAUAGUACAUCCAACAACAAUUGCAUAUGAUAGUGCGUGAGAUCAGUGAGAUCGACAAAAGCUUAUCCACUAGUACCAUAGGAAGCACUAUUAUUUUAAUAGUAUACCGUAGUAUACCGUAGCAUAGAAGGAUGAUGCUGUUACUAGGAAGAGGUGUGGCUGUGAUUGUGGCGUUGACGUUGACGUUGAGUCUUUUGGCAGAGUCCGUGUUUGGCGCUGGGAAUGAAGAGGAUGUGUUGAUCAAGAAUGCGGGAAGCACGCCUGCAACAGGAGGUGAUGCCAGUGAGAAACUUUGGUACUCUUGUACCUUUCGGAAUCUCUGGACAGCCGAGAGGCAACCCGUCAACUUUCCUAACGAGGCCAAGUGGACCGGGCCAAUUGCGUGGACGCACACUCUCCAGUACCAGCCUUGGAAAGCAAGCUAUCCCGUCACCCUCGGGGUGGAAAAGCUGGCAGAGGAAGGAUCCACGGACGCUCUGAUUCAAGAAUUCGAACAAGCAUCCACUCAAGUGCUUCACUGGCCUGAGUACCCCGCAGGUUCAUUCUCAGUGAAUCAGCGCUAUUUCGUACACUUGCCGCCUUUAGAAGCAUCCUAUGAGUACCCUUACAUGACUUUCAUGGCGGGCAUGUCACCCAGUCCGGAUUGGUUCACAGGAUUUUACAGCUUUUGGCUCAUGGAUGAAUACACCCGGACGUGGUACGACCAUGUCAAGAUACAGACAAAGCCGUGGGACGCGGGAACGGAUGCGGGCACAACCUACGACGCACCCGACAACGACCUCGAUCCGCAGAUUCCAGUCGAACGAUACGUACUGAGAAAUGCUCCAGAGGGCGGAGAACUCAGAGGACCCAAUGGACAAAAUAUUCCAUCCGUGGGAGAACUGGAAUGUCUAUUGACGGUCGGAGAGGAGCCUCUCGUUCUCCCAGAAGAAUGCGAUUGGAUUGCCAAUCCCUGUUGCAAUGAAACAAGCGAUGCCGCAACCAAUAAUUGUAGGGUCCUUCCAAAUGGGGAAGUACCGCAAACGUCGCCAGAGCUACAAGAAGUCCUGCAGAAUCGUAAAGUUGUCACGUUGGCUCUACGAUUCGAGGUGGGCUUUUUCGAGGGCACCGAAAUCAGGGACCUCGAACAAGCCGAAAUCGACGGCCUUCUCGAACAAAGCAAACUCUUUUAUGAGUCUGUGCUGCUCGGUGGCCAAUACGCGGACCAGUUCGUUUCCGUCAACGCACAGUACAUUGAUAGUGCUCUCAACAACAGGGACACCGGUCUCGGAAUCGGAUUCGACUUCGAUCUUGUUGUCGAUUUCGAAAGCGGGGAAACGGCUCCGGGCAAAAUUGACGUAUUUGAUCAUUUGCAAAAUUCGGAUUACCAAUCGUUUAUUACGGAACAUUUGUGGAUGAUACAGGGCAUCUUUUUUGAGACUCAAAUCGUGGCAUUGAUCGCCCGAGUCGACGAAACUGCGAGUUCCCCACGAUGCCCGGAACCUGUUGUUGAAUGCCCUGUCCCCACAAGGCGGGAAACUGUGAUUUGUGGUGACAGUAACUCUCCCUGUGAGUACGGCAGUGAAUGUCUUGCAGCUGCAGCUGGAAUUUAUGGUUGCAUUCCUGUGGAACCAACUCCAACCCAAAGGCCACAAGGCAUCAACGGAGGAAAUUCUGUAUUGGGUGUCAUUCAGUCGGACCCAGAGCUCAGUGAAUUUGCAGUGGCACUCGAGUUGUCUGGCCUUGACAGCCUUCUGAACGAGAAUGACAAAGAAUUCACAGUCUUUGCACCCUCCAACCAGGCCAUUGCCAAUGAUCCUGUCUUCUCAACAUAUGCAACAAUGGAUGGCUGGAUUCACCAUCUGCGAACUAAUGUUCAGCUGAUGAUUGUGCAAAACCAGGUCCUGACUGAUGCAGACAUCUUUGAUGCUGCUACAACAGAGCUAGUUUCCCUAAAUGGUACCCUCCAGAUCUCUCAACCGUUUGCUCAAGUCAACCUGGUUUCCAUGGAGAGACCGAACCAGGCUGGUUCAAAUGGAGUGGUGCACACAAUGGAUGGCGUCAUUAAGAACUACUGGAGAGAGUACACUUUGAGGGAUGUGAACCAACACGAUGAGCUGGUGGACGGCCUCUCUCCAAUCUUGGACAGAAUUCAGUUUGAUGAACCGCUCAUGGAGUUUGAGCCAUCCGGAACUAGCUGGAUUGCCGCCAGGAACAGAGGCUAUGGGAAUGAUUCCAUUGCCUUGGGAUUCUAUCCCAUUGUGCAGGAACUAAAGGACCCCAACAACGCUGAGUUUCAAAACUUGACAUACAUGUACAAUCUCAUUGAUUUCAACUUGUAUGAACAGGAUAUUGAACGGGGUUUCCAGCUCUUGGUUAUGCCCAGGGCUGGUGUUGCUCAUAUGUGGAUCACCAAGGACAUGACAAAGGGCCUUCUUAGGUUCAAUGAUGCUGUGUUAGACAGGCAGGCUUUUGCCAGCAAUGGGGUCACACAAAUAGUGACAAAGCCAUUGAUCCCACCAGGACUGGCAAUGCUAAUGCAGUUCUGUGCAGAUUACACUACCAUCAAUCUGAAGGAUAUGGCUCAGUACUACAGGUCAUCAGAAUGGAAUUUGCGCAACCUCUCCAAGUCAAUUGGGACACAGCAGGGGUCCUUCAGCGUGUUUGCUCCCUUGCAAGAUGGUUAUGGAGUAUUCAACAUUGAGGUUGGUGUGCGCAUUUCUACACUUGAAUGGAAACGGCAUCUGUGGGACUUUCUCCUGCAUUUGACCAUGGAGCCCGCCUACACCACAGACGAGCUUUACCAACUUUUGGAAGAUGCUGGUGGUACCAUGGAAGUGAAAAUGUUGAGUGGCUUCCAUACCACAUUUGCUUUGGACGACGAAGGGGAGCUGACCAUUGAUGGAGCCAGGCUGCUGAAACCAUAUGACAUGAAAGGUGUUGAUGGGUACAUCCAUCUUGUUGAGCAAGUGCCCUUGCCUCCUUCUGUGCUCUACACUAUCUAUGACCAAACCCAGCAGAACCCAGACAUGACCACAGUCACAAGACUCAUUGACACAGUUCAGUUGGGCGUCUUCAUUGACAAUCUGUUGCCUAUGACAUUCUUUUCUGCUGUCAACAGUGCUUGGGAUAUCAUCAUUCCUUCACUCGAGAUAGAGGAUGUGCUGAAGAACAUGAUGUUUGAGUUGUUGUGGUUUGAUGACUACUUGGCAGACAUGGAUGGACAACAAAUCACUUCAGUCAAUGGGAAGAAGUGGAAUGUUCAGGUAUUUGAUGACCCUGAUGGAGAACCAUUGCAUUAUGAUCCUGAGCGGUCACCUGUGAGGAUCUACAUCAGCAAUGCUGAUGGUCCAGAAGGGUUGACCAACUGCACUUUCAUGUAUGGCCCAAAUAGAACAAACAUCCUUGCAAGAACAGGAGUCAUCCACCACAUGGACUGCCUCCUUCUCGACUACAACUACUCCAAGGUUGACCAGCAGGCGCCAACAUUUGCACCAGUGCAAGUAACUUCCUCGCCCUCGCUUGCAUCUUCUCAGUUGCUUACCUCGAAUCCAACAACGAGUUCCUCUGAAUGUCCUGAACCGCAUCUGGCACUAUCUGUCGUAGUGAAGAACUGGCAAACAUCUGAAUGUAUCUUUGGGCUGUAG